CUGUUAUUUUUCGAAUAUAUAAGGAGGUGCUGGUGGCAGCUGCAACCUAGACGCUCCCGAGCAGCUGCCCUGCCCCGGGUCCCUUCCCCCUUCCCUCCUCUCCUCUCCUCCCCGCGUCCCUCUCCGGUCGGGCUCCCGGCCCGCGGCUCUUCCCCCCUUCCUCCCUCCCUCCCCCUCGCCCCAGCUCUCCCUCCCCGCGCCCCGCAUCUGUCGGCCGCCGGGGCGCUCCGCUCCGCUGCAGCCUCUGCCCCGCGCCCCGCCUCGAUGGAGGUUCCUCAGCCGGCGUCCGGCUCCGCUCUCCGUGGGGCCCACUGCCCGCGCCAUCUCCCGGGCCUCGGCUUGGAGUCUGAUGGCCUUCUCGGGUCCCCGGUCAGCACCCUCACCCAGACCAUGCAUAACCUCGCUGGGCUCGGCAGGGAGACCCCAAAGAGUCUGGUAGGGAGCCUGCCUUACCGGAACCGGUUGGGACGCCUAUCUCUGUCCAGGCGCUCAUCUGAAUCCUCCCUUUCAUCUGAGUCCUCGGAAUCUUCUGAUGUAGGUCUCUGCAUGGACACCCCCAGCCCUAUGGAUCCACAGAUGGCCGAGCACAUGUUUGAACAGGCUAUUGAGGCAGCCAGCCAGGUCAUUCAAAAUGAGCAGUUUCCAAUAAGACGCUUCCAGUCCUUGCCAGUAAGACUGCUGGGCCACAGCCCUGUGCUACAGAACAUCACCAACUCGCAAGCACUAAACAGCUGGAGGAAGAAUGAGGUGCACAGCAGAAUUGUCAGCAGUCCUGGGGAAGACAAAGAGAAUGACAGAUUUGUUUUCAAAAUGCCAUGGAAGCCUACUCGCUCCAGCCCUGGCCAAGCUCUGUCAGAGUGGGCCAGCCGCAGGGAGGCUUUUACCCAGAGGCCAAACUCAGCCCCUGACUUGAUGUGUGUUUCUGCUGAGCAGAAGAUGGAAGUAGAGGUGGUGAGCCCUGCAUCCCAGUCCUGCUUUUCCCUGACCCCUGCUGGGGGGGCUGCUGAGGAAGAUGAUGGAUUUGUUGACAUCCUGGAAAGUGAUUUAAAGGAGGAUGAUGUGGUCCCCCCGAGCAUGGAAAGCCUCAUUAGUGCUCCACUGGUCAAGACUCUGGAUAAGGAAGAAGAACAGGAUCUCAUCAUGUUCAGCAAGUGCCAGCGGCUCUUCCGCUCUCCAUCAAUGCCCUGCAGCGUGAUCCGGCCAAUCCUCAAGAGGCUAGAGAGGCCCCAGGACAGAGACAUGCCUGUCCAGAGCAAGCGAAGGAGGAGUGUGACCCCCCUGGAAGAGCAACAGCAGCCAGAGGAGCCUAAAGCCCGUAUUCUCCGCUCAAAGUCCCUGUGUCAUGAAGAGAUUGAGAGCAUCCUGGAUAGUGACCACCGUGGACUGAUUGGGGAUUACUCCAAGGCUUUCCUCCUGCAGACUGUGGAUGGCAAACACCAAGACCUUAAGUACAUCUCACCAGAAACCAUGGUGGCCCUGUUGAUGGGCAAGUUUAGCAACAUCGUGGAGAAGUUUGUGAUUGUGGACUGCAGAUACCCCUAUGAGUAUGAAGGUGGACACAUCAAGACUGCUGUGAACUUGCCCCUGGAACGGGAUGCUGAGACCUUCCUGCUGCAGACGCCUAUCACAACCUGUAGCCUAGACAAGAGAAUCAUCCUCAUUUUCCACUGUGAAUUCUCAUCAGAGCGUGGACCCCGCAUGUGCCGGUUCAUCAGGGAACGAGACCGUGCAGCUAACGACUAUCCUAGCCUGUACUACCCUGAGAUGUAUAUCCUCAAAGGCGGCUACAAGGAGUUCUUCCCACAGCACCCGAGCUUCUGUGAGCCCCAGGACUACCGACCCAUGAACCAUGAGGCCUUCAAGGAUGAGCUGAGAACUUUCCGCCUCAAGACACGUAGCUGGGCUGGAGAGCGGAGUCGGAGGGAACUCUGUAGCCGCCUGCAGGACCAGUGAGAGCCAGCCUCGAUCCUGCCACUGUUUCUCCUCAUGGGACCUGAAGUCCCAAGGGUCUGUGGUGCCAAGGGCCUGCUAGAGACUCCAGGUGCUAUCAGGGGCGAAAAACGGUGUGGGUGUCACAUCUAUGUGCUCCUUUCCCCAAUUCUUUUGUCUCACUCCACUUAUUUUCCAUAUUCUGGUACCACUCCCAGUCUUGAAGACCCCAACCUGGUGGGUGAAUAGUAGCCCAGAAGAAAUGUUUUGUGUUCAGUGGGAGCCUUUUUGCUGUCCUUCCUUAUUGGUGUUAACUCUGUCUUUCUGUGUUCAGAAAAGUGCCUUUGUACAUGUCAGCUGAGGCUGGGGUCCACUCUGAGCAUGAACACAGGCGGCCCCUCCCUCUGCACUCUGCGGGAACGCCAGGCUGUGCCUGCUCUUCUCUCUUGUUUUCCACAUACUCACCUCAACGACAUAAACUCUGAAACUCUCCUGUUUUCUUACUUGCAGAUUUGAUAUUUGUUUGUCUGACUUACACUGUCUCAAGACACAUUCACACCUGAGUAGGCUCCCCUACACAGCUGGGGUUAAAGAUUCAAAAGACCCUGGCUUUUGUUACUCCAGGAAAGGAUAUUCUCCUUGCCCACUCCCCACCUCCAGGUCAAGAGCAAAAGUCUGAACUAGGAGCCCCUGCUGUGAACCCGAGCCUAACUGGUCAAAAGUUGCUGCUGCCCUGUUGUACGUGGGUGGGUAGAAGGAUAUGCAAAGACUGAGUUAAAUAAAGCAUUUUCAUGAGCAUGGUGGCCCACAGCAGGACAAAAAUCUUUACUCCUAAUGUUUGGAAAUGUUCAAGAAGCAAUGUCAUGGAAGCAGCUAAACCAAGCAACCUCUGGAUUCAGAAUCUCUACUUGUAGGAAGGGCUGUUGGAAGGCCCCAAAGAGUCAUCCAUUAGGACCUUCGUUUAAUAAAGCACUUAGCAAAUUAAA
Messenger RNA from Jaculus jaculus (lesser Egyptian jerboa), 2915 nucleotides. It is a transcript of the gene Cdc25b, whose product is annotated as cell division cycle 25B. Gene Ontology annotation, molecular function: protein tyrosine phosphatase activity. Gene Ontology annotation, cellular component: cytoplasm; nucleus. The coding region runs from base 265 to 1953 and encodes 562 amino acids. The transcript has 16 exons. Gene Ontology annotation, biological process: G2/M transition of mitotic cell cycle; positive regulation of G2/M transition of mitotic cell cycle; protein dephosphorylation. Lineage: Eukaryota; Metazoa; Chordata; Mammalia; Rodentia; Dipodidae. The record is from RefSeq and is a predicted model, not a curated record.